UACCAGCAGCGAGGCGGUGAGAGGAGGGCGGCAGUCGAGCGGCGACAGCGUUGCGUACCACCCGCGCCGGUGAUGGACCCGAUGCUCGUUCGACAUUUUUCUAUCGGACGCCGUAGGAAUCUCACCUGACUGGUUCCCGCGCAACGCUGCGUUAGUGAGCCGCUCUGGUGAACCCUUUCGCUUGUAAAUGUGCCGAUAUUUACAUAUGCGCGCUCGAUCUCGCGUCGAACUUUCGAUAUGCGCCUGCGCACCGCCGAGUGACGCGCGCGCAGUCCACCGCUGUUGACGAGCCCGUGCCGCCCCAGCACGCUCACCUGUUCCACGACGUGCAAUGAGCUACGUGGGUCGAGGAGAAUUAUGCGUGGGGCGUGCGCGUGCGCGGUGGUGUGCGCGUUGGUCGCGCUGUGCGCAAGCGCAGGGCUGGACGAGGACGCGCGCGCCGCCGCCGAGAGGCAGCUGCUGUCGCUGCUGGGCAUGCCGCGCCGGCCCGAGCGCGCGGGCCGGCCCACGCCGCCCGUGCCGCGCGCCAUGCGCCUGCUCUACGAGGCCCAGGGCGCCAUCCCAGCCGCCGCCGCCAACACGGCCCGCUCCUACCAUCACACACCCACCCAAGUCGACGACAGAUUCCCUGGGGAACACCGCUUCCGCCUCUACUUCAAUCUGACCGCCGUACCCGCCGAUGAAGUGGCUCGCGGCGCCGACCUCACCUUCCAGCGCGCCGCUGGCGUUCUCACAACACAAAGACUUUUAAUAUAUGACGUGGUGCGACCCGGUAGACGUGGAAAAAGUGCUCCCAUUUUACGACUAAUAGACUCUAUACCGUUACGGCCCGCCGAGGGCGUAGUCACUGCGGACGCGAUUGGUGCUGUGCGACGGUGGUUAGUUGAGCCUGAACAUAAUCAUGGACUCUUAGUGCGUGUCAUAGAAGAAGACUCCCAGGGUAAAGAUGCGCGAGUACCUCACGUGAGAGUGCGAAGACGUGCUUCGGAGAACGAAGAUGAAUGGCGGGCAUCACAGCCUCUAUUACUUCUAUAUACAGAAGACAGUCGAGCCAAAGCCGCUCGAGAGCUGGGUGAGACGCGGUUGACGAGAAACAAGCGCGGGGCAUCCCGGAAAGGCCACAGAGCGCAUCACAGACGCAAGGAGGCGCGCGAGAUCUGCCAGCGACGUCCUCUGUACGUAGACUUCGCGGAAGUCGGUUGGAGUGACUGGAUCGUGGCCCCACACGGCUACGACGCCUUCUACUGCCAGGGCGAGUGUCCGUUCCCGCUGGCGGACCACCUGAAUGGCACAAACCAUGCCAUCGUGCAGACGCUCGUCAACUCCGUGAACCCCGCCGCGGUGCCCAAGGCCUGCUGCGUGCCCACGCAGCUCGCUCCUAUAUCGAUGUUGUAUAUGGACGAAGCGAACAAUGUGGUGCUCAAAAACUAUCAGGACAUGAUGGUGGUGGGUUGUGGCUGCCGAUGACGAAGGCGCCCCCACGCCCGGUGCGGACCUAGUGAUAAAUCGUGGACCCAGUGUAUAUAUAGUAGCGGCCUCGAAAUUGUACAUAUCUGCCUGUGUAUAUAUUCGUGUAAUUAUAACUUUAUUAAAACAAAAAUAUAAUAAAAUAUAUA
Molecule: messenger RNA, 1616 nt
Organism: Plodia interpunctella (Indianmeal moth)
Lineage: Eukaryota; Metazoa; Arthropoda; Insecta; Lepidoptera; Pyralidae
Gene: dpp
Product: decapentaplegic
Exons: 2
Coding region: 358-1467 (369 amino acids)
Cellular component (GO): extracellular region
Molecular function (GO): cytokine activity; growth factor activity
Source: RefSeq, a predicted model, not a curated record